AUGAACGCCAGAGGGGCAAAGAAGUUGUCACAUGUAGCGCAUAGGAGUCUGCGUCCCUUGUCCAACACAUUGUUCACGGUCGGUAAGAAAACGAACAAGGUGGGGGAGGAGAGCGCCGAGGGCUCCUCUGUAAGCGCGGAGCAAGCGAGAGGCUGCCACCGAGCGCUGAAGUGCCUCAUCUUUGCUGGCCUUUGGCUAGGCUUCCUCGCGGCCCUUGCACUCACUAUAGUAGGCGUGUGGACACGCUGUCGCAACUGCCUCACCGUGGGUGUCAUCCUCGCUAUCGCCUGCCUUGGUGUGGCCAUCCACAACUGCCUCCGACGCGGUGAAGCCCUCCCUUCCAUCCCCAUCUACCUCGACGACGACAGCCAUCUCACUCUAGACUGCGAAGCCCUUGAGAUCUCCAAGUUGGAGGAGGAGGUGGCGGCCGAAGCGGAGGCUCAGGAGGCGAGGGAAAUGGAGGGAGGAAGAACCUCAAAAUGCAGCUCAAUAAACGCUACGGAUCUGGAUGAAAAUGGCGAUGUCAUCAGAGGCGGUAGAUUUCAAGAGUGCGAUAAAGACUUCAGUCUCAAUACUCAUAGGCAUGAAACCUAG
Messenger RNA from Echinococcus granulosus, 594 nucleotides. RefSeq lists its product as hypothetical. The record is from RefSeq and is a predicted model, not a curated record. Lineage: Eukaryota; Metazoa; Platyhelminthes; Cestoda; Cyclophyllidea; Taeniidae. The coding region runs from base 1 to 594 and encodes 197 amino acids. The transcript has 3 exons.